AUGGCGGUGCAGAUAGCACUUUUCAAGGGCUACAUUGACAUUGCCCUCACCUAUGAGCGCGAACAGGAGGAGAUUUCAGUUUCCGAGGGCUGGGCUGAAGAUGCAGGAUGUAUCUUCCAUGAUCACUUUACACUGGUUGGUCCAAAGCACGACCCAGCUAAUGCCAGUCAAGCCAAGUCUAUCGAAGGGGCUUUCGAUCGAAUUGCUUCGAGUCAAUCUCUGUUCUACAGCAGGAACGAUGGAUCCGCGACCAUGUGCAAGGAACGUGAAAUUUGGCGUCGAUGUCAUCGUCGUCCAUGGGAUGAGAAGUCCAAUUCUUCCAAAUGGUACAUCAAAACUUCAUAUAACCCGGCAGAUGCUGUGUCUUUUGCGACGGCUUCGGGGGCUUAUAUACUUAUGGACCGAUCGACUCUCCUAAAACAAGUCAGUCGACAUACCGUCGCUAAUUGGGCAGUUUUCUUUGAGCCCACUGGUCCCUUCCACCCGCUUAUGAAUUCUUGUUACGCUCUUCAUACUCCGCUGAGAAGCUCCAGGGUCUGCGAAGAGAUAACCAAGUUCAUUGAUUACCUGAAAUCUAGGAGGGGACAAGAUAUUAUUGCAAGCUACGGAGUGGAUAAAGUGGGGGUUCCGCUUUUUGCAUCUGUUGAUCAAGGAAUCGCCCCGAGUCGCUUGGUCGGCCAAAUGUUGGGUUCAUUGAAAUGUUGA
Messenger RNA from Penicillium verhagenii, 705 nucleotides. RefSeq lists its product as uncharacterized. The record is from RefSeq and is a predicted model, not a curated record. Lineage: Eukaryota; Fungi; Ascomycota; Eurotiomycetes; Eurotiales; Aspergillaceae. The coding region runs from base 1 to 705 and encodes 234 amino acids. The transcript has 2 exons.